CAAUUAAUUGCACAAAAAUAACGUUUUUAUGUCAGUUACAUUUUAUCCAAGAGAGAUGAUCUUGAAUUUAUUUAUAAAAAUGGUGGAUGUCAUACAGUUAAGAGCGUGUUUUUUAAAUAAACCAUAUUAUUUAUUUAUGUUUUGAAUAUUUUUAAAAAUAAUAAUACACACAAGCCAUUUAAUUUUGACAACUACAAAAAUAUUAUUAAUUUUUAACUAAACACAAUUCAUUUAAAAUGUCAAGUGCAGCGUGUGACAUAGAUGAAAUAUGUUAAGAAUUAAUUUAUCGUGACAUAUUUGUUAAAUGUAUUGAACUAAUAUUAUGUUCUUUUUGAGUGCAAAGCAGUGCAAGUAAACUUGUUCAUUUGCUUAUUUAUUUAAUUUAUCGAUACAAAAUCAUACUCGCGAAAGAGAUUUAUUAACAGUUAUCACGGUUCCGUCUGUCUAAAUUUCUUGACACCAGAACUGACAAAAAUUAACAUGUUUUAGCUAUAUAGUAUCAAUUAAAAUAAAAUGGAGCACGAAAGUUUUGAUGAAAAAGAUUUUUUUCUGAAAGUUUUGCGUUCGGGAUUAAAAAAUGACAGCAUUUCUGACGUCAAAAUAGUAAAAAAGUCCAAUAAUGACAAAAAGGGCCACAACUUUUUGAGCAAUUUGCUUGCUGUAACUCUAGAAUACACACAAUUACUUUCAAAAAAUGGUUCGUCCAAAAAAAUUAAGGAUUCUGCUAAUUUGUAUAUAAAAAAACCACUGGCAGAUAAAACCCACGCGCUGUUGUUCGAAAUGGAUGUCUUCGAUAUAGAGUCAAAAAUUUUGAGCGACGUUUUGCCUGAAAUUGAACAGAUAGUUGGGGUUAAAAUUGGCCCUAAAUUUAUUUAUCAAUCAAAAGAAACUUCUGCAAUCAUAAUGGAGGAUUUGCGUCAAUUUCAGUUUAAGAAUAAAGACCAAAAGUCAGGCUUAUCAAAAGGUCAUCUAGGCAUGGUCAUUGAAGCUCUUGCUAAAUAUCAUGCAGGAUCUAUUGCGUUAGAAGAAAAGCAACCAGGCUUUCUUCAACAGUUCCGUCAAAGUUUAUUCAGUUCACAAACGCAUCCGAAUUUUUUAGGAAUGUUAGAGACUUGUCUAGAAGUCCUUGGAAAAAAUAUGCUUAGUUGGCCGGAUGCAAAGUUUGUUGAAGCCGGUUAUAAGCUUCAAAAUAUCUCUAAGAGUAUCGUAGAAUCUUCCAAGAAAAAUAAUGACUAUGACGAAGACGAAUUUUGUGUUUUGAAUCACGGCGAUUGUUGGGCCAAUAAUGUAAUGUUUCGUGAAAAUGACGCGAAUGAGCCGCUGGAAGUUCGUUUAGUUGAUUUCCAAUUGCCUAUUUGGUCGUCUCCAGCGAUUGAUUUACUGUACCUACUUGGUUUUGGUCCUGCAUCUGAUAUCAUGUACAUAUUAGAUGACUUCUUCUUGGAAAAAUAUUUGACAACUCUAAAAAACACUAUGGAAAAACUUGACUGUAAAAGAAAACCGCUGACUUUGGAUGAGCUUAAAUUGUCAAUGUGGAAGCGACGAUCUUUGGGUCUGAUAAGCGGAUUGAUAUUUUAUCCUAAAUUUGUGAUUCAAGCUGAUGUUGUUGUUCCUUUAAAAGAAGUUUUAGAUCAUCAAAUAAAAGAGGUCAAUAUGUAUUCAACGCCGGAAGUUGUCGAAAAAUUAUCGAAGGUAAUUCCUUUGAUCGAAGAAAAAGGAUAUUUGGAUUGA
Molecule: messenger RNA, 1731 nt
Organism: Cotesia glomerata
Lineage: Eukaryota; Metazoa; Arthropoda; Insecta; Hymenoptera; Braconidae
Exons: 3
Coding region: 514-1731 (405 amino acids)
Source: RefSeq, a predicted model, not a curated record